This is a messenger RNA of Lacerta agilis (Sand lizard), 1963 nucleotides long. RefSeq names its product solute carrier family 15 member 5 (gene SLC15A5). Gene Ontology annotation, cellular component: membrane. The record is from RefSeq and is a predicted model, not a curated record. Gene Ontology annotation, biological process: transmembrane transport. The transcript has 9 exons. Gene Ontology annotation, molecular function: transmembrane transporter activity. The coding region runs from base 77 to 1828 and encodes 583 amino acids. NCBI's taxonomy places the organism in Eukaryota, Metazoa, Chordata, Lepidosauria, Squamata, Lacertidae.
AGCGGUUGACCGAAGUGCGCUCACACAAGAAAAGAUUGCCUUGCCUCGAGCUACUAUCCUCCAGCAACAGCGAGUGAUGCCUCUUGUAGAUAUGAAACUCGUGCCAGAUGGGCAACCUCUAAGCCCUGUGUCCACGAAGGAGGGCAGAAAGCCCACAGCCAGGCAAGGCAGCGAUGGCGUCUCCAGCUCUAAGCCACGGAAGGAAAUCCACACGACAAUUUGGUUGCUGCUCGUGGAGCUGUGCGAAAAGUUCACUUUCUUUGGCAUCGUCUGCAACAUGAUCCUUUUCUGCACUAUCAAGCUUGGCUACCCCAACCACCAGGCGGCCACGAUCAAUCUCUGCUUUGUAGGCGCCUGCAUGGUGACUCCGCUUCUGAUGGGCUGGCUUGCCCAAUGCCUGGUGGAGAGGAGCACACUGGCGUAUAUCUGUGCGUUUCUGCAUUUCGUAGGUACAGCCCUGUUACCUGUCGUUGCCUUCCCCUUUGAAGAUUUUUUCAUAGAUAAGCACUACGUCCUCCACACCUUGGCUAGAAGAGAGCAGCAGGUCCUCUUUUACGUGGGGCUGUCGGCCACCUGCCUUGGCUCAGGAGGAAUAAGAGCAAUCGUGUGCCCCUUGAGCGUUUAUGACCUUGAUGCAUACAGAGAAAAGGAGCUUCUGUCGUUUUUCAACUGGUUUUAUUGGCUGGAAAAUUUAAGUUCUGCCAUUGUCUUGGUCAUCAUUUCAUACAUCCAGCAGUCGGUAGCCAAAAACCUUGGCUUUCUUAUCCCCUUUGUGUCUGUCCUGAUGGCUCUGAUCACCAUCCAUAUGGCGCGCAGUGAAAUGAUUUACCAGCCUCCAAAAGGUAAUGGCCUGUUGACAGUCUGUGGCGUCGUUGCUAAUGCACUGAGAGUAUGCUGUGUAAAAUGCCGCUACUUCAGUGGGGAUGUCACAAACUGGCUAGACCAUGCCAAGGAGAACUACGGUGGCCAGUACAGCGAAACUCAAGUGGAAAGCACAAAAUUGCUUGUCCGUCUCUUCCCUUUCAUUGCCUUCCAAAUCCUCUAUAGGAUAUGUGUUGUACAGAUACCGUCAGGAUAUUAUCUGCAGGCAAUGAAUUCAAAUUUGAAUCUGAAUGGGUUUCUCUUGCCAGUAGCAGCCAUGAAUGUGAUAAGCAUCCUGCCCUUCUUAAUUCUGGCUCCUGUGCUGGAGUGUCUCAACACUUGUCUCUUUAGUCCUGAAACAAGUGGACGAUUCCCUGCAGUCUGUAUUGUUGUAGGUUACGCAUCUGCCACCCUUUCUGUGAUGGUUGCUGGGUUUUUAGAGGUACACAGGAAGCAUUUCCCUUUGGUGGAACAGACUCUUUCAGGCAAAGUUCUCCUCGUCUCCUCCAUGCCGUGCAUCCAUCUGGCCCCACAAUACAUCUUCCUUGGCUUGGCAGAAGCUCUGGUGACUCCCACCUGUUCCUUCAUUACGUACAAGUUUGUGCCAGGCAGAAUUCGUGGAGUUGCCUUGCAAGCCUUGACUUUCUUCAAUGGAGCUGGCUGCAUCAUGGAGGCUUUACUUGUUCAAGCUGCUUACACCACCUCACAAGGUGACUGGUUUCCAAAUAUUCUAAAUGAGGGUAAACUUGAGCGGUUUUACUUCUUUUUGGCCUCACUAAUGAUGAUUAACACUUUAGGCUUCUGGACCAUCUCACACAGGUACACUAAUCUGCAGCAGGACUACGACAAAGGAUUCAGAGGGAGUCUUCUUCAAGAGCAACUUUUGCAGCAUGAGAAAUCGCUUAUAUUUUAUGACAGCAUCCUGGAUUGCCCCUCUCCUUUGUCUCCCGUGGAGACUCUCCUGUGAAAUCUUGCUCUGAAAAUGACUGGUUGGUCACACGGCGCAGUCAGUCACCAGAGUAUUGUCUGUCAGAUUUUAAUGAUACAUUCCCGUCUGUGUUUAUGAACUGACUUAACAAUAAAUGGAUUGUUGUUUCUCCUU